Molecule: messenger RNA, 1683 nt
Organism: Thalassophryne amazonica
Lineage: Eukaryota; Metazoa; Chordata; Actinopteri; Batrachoidiformes; Batrachoididae
Gene: ric3a
Product: RIC3 acetylcholine receptor chaperone a
Exons: 6
Coding region: 179-1633 (484 amino acids)
Biological process (GO): protein localization to cell surface; synaptic transmission, cholinergic
Cellular component (GO): intracellular membrane-bounded organelle; neuron projection; neuronal cell body
Source: RefSeq, a predicted model, not a curated record
UACAUCCAUUGGACUUUUCGUUGUAUUUUGUGGAUUUGUAGUCAAUAUUACAUACAGCCCUUGAAAGCAGCUCGACUAAUCUGCACUAAUCUGGGCAGAAACGUCACUAAUGGAGCACUGACAUCUAGAUUUGCAGUUUAAAUGAAAUACAUGCACUGCUGUCAUCAUCGGAGACAAAAUGUCUAUAACAACUUGCCAAAAGGUUACUCUUAUAUCAUGUUCUGUUCUCUGUGUUUCUCUAUUCCUGCCCAGAAUGCUUUUACCCAGAGGGGAAAAGGAGAGAGGGCAGCCUGAGGGUAAGGCGGCUUAUCAGAUCGUCAACAAUCCACCCUUCCAUCCAUCCAUCCAUCCAUCCAUUGCCAGCUCUCUCCGUCUCUGUGGGCCUGGAUUCUACCCUCCUAUGAUGCAUCAGUUGACAUUUCCAGAGGGCCCAGAGCAGUGGGAGGUAGAAAAGUCUUACUCCAUGACUCAUAGUGCUGAAGCCAUGGCCAAAUUGCAAAGUACAAGACGAGGCAAAAAAUAUAACCUGAUGGCUCAAGUAAUCCCCAUAUACGGUUUUGGAAUCCUCCUUUACAUCCUCUACAUCAUGUAUAAGCUGACAUGUAAAGAGAAGACCACCAAACCAAGAUCUCAUUCCAGUUUAACUAAAGCAACCACAGACACCAAGACCACCACUGAAUGUGAGCUCGCCAGGCUUCAGGAGGAGCUGUUGAAAACACAAAGGCUGGUGGACAGAAUGGUCUCUGGAAAAGGCCAUCAUUCUGGCAGCAGCAGAAGGAGUAAGAAUAAAACUCGAUCAUCAAAGAAAGAAGAGAAAUUACUCAAACAGCUCCGACAGAUUACACUGCUGAUGCAAGAGAGUCGGCUGGAGGGGGCAUCACCAGAGAUGGAGGCUGAGGAGGUGCCCUAUGGGGUAGACUGGGAAGGCUACCCGGAGGAGACCUACCCAGAACAUUAUGAGCCUUUUGGCAGACAUGAUGCUUGCACUGUCAUGCUGGAGGAGGCCAGUAACCUGUUGACUGCUGAGGCUCUGGCAGAAAGGAUGGAGCAGGAAGAGGAAGAAGUUGUGGCACGGAAACUGGACACUGUGCAAGAGGAAGAUGAAGAUGAAGAACAAGAGGAGGAGGAGGACGAGGAGGAGGAGGAGGCAGAAGAGGGUGAUGAAGAGGAAGACACAAAUGAGGAAGAGGAGAUACAGGAGCUGCUUGCACCUUCGUCUCAUGCAGAGCGAACACAGGAGUGGGUUGGUUUGGAGGUGAGCAGAGAGCUGCAGGCUCAAAGUGGAGGGAAGAAACAGAUCACCUUCAGUGAACACAAAUAUAUUUACCACUACCCUAAAGAGGAGACCUUAGAAGAGGAGGAAUGGAUAGAGAAGCAGGAGGAGGAGGAAGAUGAUGAGGAGGAAAAUGAUGAUGAGGAGGAGGUUGAAGAACAGGAGGAAGAUGAUGACGAUGAUCCAGUGAUGGAGGCAGAGAGGCUAAAAUUCAACGCUGAGAUUUGUUUUAACCCAGAGGCUGAAGCAGAGGACGAGUGUGUGUUCCCAUCCCUGCCUGCAGAGGGCCCCCUUCAUUCAGACAUCAGUAAGCAGGUGGAGGUAAGCGGCCUGAGGAUGAGGAACAGGAGGGAGACCUGAAGGAGUUUUUAGCCAAAAAUGAUCUUUUCAGCAUCAUAGUCAUCUCAGUA